AUGGCAUCCCCCGCUCUUCCUUCACUAUCCUCCUUAUCCGUCAAGUAUGAACACGAUGCAGAUGACGGGUCGUGUGAAGCACCUCCGGAGGUCAUAUUAAUACACUGUGACCUUGGAAUAUCCCGCUCGCCAACGAUUAUCAUUGCCUACAUUAUGCGCAAACUAUGCAUGCAGCAAGCAAAUGUAUUAGAAUUUGUUCAGUCUAAGCAAAAAGUCAAACCGAGCUCGAAUCUUACUCGUCAACUUCAGGUUUGGGAGGAAGUUAGAUAUGAAGUAUGGGAGGACGAAGACAAGGCUGUCCCAAAAGCGCCCUACAAAGCUUUUUUAGAGGAUCGCGCUACCCUGUUGAAAAAAUGGCUUACCGGAAACGAAUCGCUUGCGCCUCUAAAUCUCUGA
Messenger RNA from Penicillium malachiteum, 396 nucleotides. Its product is annotated as dual specificity protein phosphatase family protein. Lineage: Eukaryota; Fungi; Ascomycota; Eurotiomycetes; Eurotiales; Aspergillaceae. Gene Ontology annotation, biological process: dephosphorylation. The record is from RefSeq and is a predicted model, not a curated record. Gene Ontology annotation, cellular component: cytoplasm. Gene Ontology annotation, molecular function: protein tyrosine/serine/threonine phosphatase activity. The transcript has a single exon. Bases 1 to 396 code for a protein of 131 amino acids.